Molecule: messenger RNA, 3505 nt
Organism: Actinia tenebrosa (Australian red waratah sea anemone)
Lineage: Eukaryota; Metazoa; Cnidaria; Anthozoa; Actiniaria; Actiniidae
Biological process (GO): lysosome localization; organelle organization; protein localization to membrane
Cellular component (GO): BLOC-2 complex; lysosomal membrane
Source: RefSeq, a predicted model, not a curated record
AUCCAAGAUGGCGGACGAUCACGAGUCGAGACUUGCAUCGCAGAAAUGCUUUCACGAGACCUAAGUUUCCUUUGAAAAAAUACAUCCUAGGUCUCUAUUUAGAUAAUUAACGCCUUGAGCGCUCAGAAAGUCUCGGAAAUUUCUGAAUAUGGCUUUCUUUUUGAGGAAAGUGGGAGGAACCAGGUUCGUAAAGGAGGCACAUAGUGAAAGUACACUGUCUUCAGACACGAAGGAGAAACCUUCCAUCGAUGGCGUGUGGGGCAGUAAUGGUAGAGUUUUUAUCGCAACAAACGAAGGCAGACAGCUUGAAGUGACUGAUUCUGUACCCCGUCCAAGAUGGACUGAACGCUAUUGUACAAUAACAGAGUCGGAAGGUUGCCCUUCUUCACCUGUGGUCACUGUUUUACCAAACCCAAGCAAUCCAAAUCAGAUAUAUAUUAUUCACAGCAACAGUGUCACAGAAUGCUUUGAAAACAACCCACAGAAUAGCCAAUGGGCAAAAAGGCACUCCUUCCAGCUGAGCAAUGCUAAAGGAGCUAGAAUACUCUCAGCGGUUAUACACCCAAAUACCAGCAUGUUCUUUUGGUGCGAAAAGCGAGCACCAACUCUAAGCCUGUCAUCAUGUUGCUUGUGUAUGAGGGAAGUGCCGGAGAACUGGAGCACAGAUGUGCCGUCAACCCUUGGUGCUAUUGUAGUGAUUCUUCACAGCUGUCCUUUGGUGUCAUUGUUUAUUAUCAAUAAAGGAAUCUGUCUGGUUCCACAUCUACCUGAUGAGGACAAUAGGCUGUUGUUUUAUUGGACGUUUGUUCCAAGAGCAUUAAAGGCAUGGAUUUGGAAUCACAAUGCAGUUCUGGACUUGGACAAAACUGAUUUCAAGUCCAUCAUCAUGAAACUUCUUCCAAUCUGGCACUCUUUCCCCUCAUUAGAAAGCAACUACAUCCUUGGCCUCACAACACAUCCAACAACCUUAGAACUUUUACUUCUAGAAGACACUUUCAGCCUGUCAUCUGUAGUCAUUAAAGAAGGCAAGCCCUUGAUUGAGAGACUUUGUAUUCUAAGCAUUCCAGACACUCAAAAGAGCAAACAAGUCGUAAGAGAACUAUUUGCUCUGGGUUUAUUCGUAGGGCUGGUCUGGGAAUCUGGAGCAUGUGAUAUUUUUGAUUGCAAAAGUGGGACGCCAUUAUGCACUCUUACUGAUCUUACUGGUAUUAAAUUAAAUGUCUGGACAUGUGCUGGUACUGUGCCUGGAAUUGGUGUCUGGUCAUCGGGAGGAGUCUGGGAAGUCAAGUCAAGCUAUAUUUUAGAAGUAGCAGAAGUUAUUCAAACUGCAGUAAAACCGAUUGAACUUGAUUCUUUGUAUGCUUUUGAAAAUGAAAAUCAUAUGGAUAUAAAAGACAUUAAAGAAUGUGAUAAGCAAGCAGAUGUGGAUAAUGACACUACUACAUGCUCUGCUUGCCAGUAUAACAGGGAGUUUUCUAGGAAAUUAUUACCAAAUUGCAGAUGUUUGCAUCACAAUGUAACAAUGUCUGGGCCAGUAUCGGCAAUGGCUUUCUUACACGAGUGGGGCAUGUUUUCUAUCGAGGCAAAGAUUGCUUUGAGCUCAAUUAUUUCCAAGAUGCUUCUCGACAGCUCUGACAGUCAUAUUGAGCAAGAACUGCUGGAAAAAGUUGUCAAUGGGACUUUUCAAAGCCCAGUCUUUGCUUUGACUUCACUUUUCAACCAUCCACUGUACAAAGACUUGAUCAUCAAAGAAGUGGAAAACUUCAUGGAAAAGUUUCAAUGCAAUGAAAAAGCUGAUCAAAAAUGUAUUAAAACUGUAUUAAAUGCUUCUCUGUUUCCUUACCUGCAAAAAUUCGUUGCUUUAGUGAAGACAUUUGAUGAGAUUUUGAGAGAUCCAGAAGCAUUAUUGCCAUCGAUAGAGUCAAAUACAUCCUCUAUUGCUGCAGAAGCACGGGAGAUUUUAAACAAACUCAAUCUUGGGAAACCCGAGAGUGAAGCAGUGUUUAGGCUAUACUUUCUUCAUAGUCGUUGCCCAAAGGAUGUUGUACAGGCACUGAAUCAUUACCUUGGGCUGCAGUCACUAGCAAGCCAAAAUGCCAGCAACGUAUCGUGGAGUCAGCAAUGGAGAAAAUUCUACAGACUUGAGUGGAAGGAUGGACAGUGGCAGAAAAGUCGUUCUGCCUUAGACGAUCCCAAUAAUCCAUUCCUUAGUGUACUGUGCAAUAUGCUGUACAGCGAAGAACCUGAUUGGUUGGUGAACGUCAGAGAGAGUGGGAUGGCUGUGGUUAGGACUAAAGACUCGGAUGAACGAGCGCAAGAACACGUGAACCACUUAUUCUUGGACUGCCUGCCGGCGCUAAAAGUCGAAGCCAAUCAAAUGUCCACGCAUGUCCAUUCCAAACUCCUUUGGGCCGCUGGCCAAGAAAUGCAGGCAAUGCAGAUUCUCUUACGUCACGAAAUGUGGAGUCAAGCGUUGGACUUCUACGUAUCUCUUCCAAAGGAUACCAACUCCAUUGUCUUGCUCUUUACCAUGAUGAUCAAAGCAUUCCUUCGCUGUGGUGCUCCAAAAGAGGUGUCCCUCAAGGCUCUAGGCUUGGUCCCCCAUGGUUUCUGCUCGUAUGAGAUUUUAGCGAUAAUGCGUGAGAACGGGCCAAGGUGUGCUGAACCGUUUCAAUCUUCUACCAAGAUACUGACCAUUGGUGAUGUUCGGUCUUAUCUUCAGAAAUUCAUGGGAUAGAUUUCUGAGCAAGGUCUGCGGUAAGCAAGGUGCAUUCUGGUCUAGUUUGGGUGCAACAACACCAUUUAUGAAAUGAUGAUAAAAAUUCUAAUGACGUUCCAUUGUAUCUCUUCAUACUCCGGUUUCGAGUUCUCUGUUGCCCAGGGUUAGCCUCGAUUUUGUGUAGAAUAUUCAUGUGUGGUAUUUCAAAGUGUUCAUACAGUUGAAGUUGUGCAUUUUUUACUUAACCGUUGGUUAUUUGUGAAUAUUUUGAGGCUUAAAUGAGGCUAACCCUGAGUGAAUGAGUCCGUCGUCAAAGAAAAACAGCGGCAAUUUCAGGAUACUCGAAAAACGUCCAUUCGACGAAUCAAAACGUUUAGAUACUCAUUGCAAUCGUUUUUAAUUCUGCGUCUUACAUAAAGGUUUCUCAAACAUAGCCACAGGGAGCCCAGAGUAUAUAUACAUAAGAUCAAUAUCAGAUGCCAUAGGGAAAUUAUAUAGGAAAACAAAGGCGCGCGCGAAAAAAACGUUUUAGUGCAUUUUCAAUUGAUUUUUUGCUCUUUCGCAUUACCGAGGACAGUAUCUUGACCUCGAAUUAAAAAAAAAAUUAAUUAUAUAAUUUUUCCGAUUUUAUUUUCACCAUUCACUUUAAUCUAAAUUGGGCUCCCUGUGGCAUAGCUAAGGAAGUUAAUAAACCUUAAUCCUCAAAAGCUUAAUAAACCAAAGAAUAUUGUCAUAUAUAUAAUCUUGAUAGCAAUGGAAUUAAAUUAAAGUGAUAACAUCAAAAUA